This is a messenger RNA of Epinephelus fuscoguttatus (brown-marbled grouper), 591 nucleotides long. Its product is annotated as myelin-oligodendrocyte glycoprotein-like. Lineage: Eukaryota; Metazoa; Chordata; Actinopteri; Perciformes; Serranidae. The coding region runs from base 1 to 465 and encodes 154 amino acids. The record is from RefSeq and is a predicted model, not a curated record. The transcript is spliced from 4 exons.
AUGACCAGCCUGGUCUUGCUCCCAGAGCAUCGAAAUACACUGCUGCAGCACCUGUUAGCUUCUGUGUGCGACACACCAGGCUUUCCUCCAAUCUCAAUAAAUGCAGGGAAUGAGAUUCAAAUUCUGGAGUGGUCAAGACCUGACCUGAACCCCAAGUUUGUCCAUGUGCGGCGUGAUGGCGAGGAUGUGCCCGCCGAGCAAAACCCAGCGUACAGAGGAAGAACAUCAGUGUCCACUGAGAAUCUGAAGCACAGAGACCUGUCACUGAAACUCUCCACGGUGGAGCUGUCUGAUAGCGGCACGUACAGAUGCUACGUUCCAGAAGUGAACAAGACAUCAGUCAUCGGUCUUUCUGUUGAUGACAUCCCUGGGACUCCUGUAUAUGGGAUCGUUGCCGCGGUUAUGGUCAUGAUGUUUGCCCUCAUCAUUCUCUGUGUGAUAUUUUAUUUUCUUAAUUUCUUUUGAUUCCAUUACAUAAAGUUAUAAUGCACUUACAAAAGUUGUUUUAGCCUGCAUUUACCAUUACACCAACCUGUUCUCAUUCCUAAGUCCUCAAGCUUGGUCGACGAUUUCAAUUAGUAACGCAGCUGG